AUGCCGGGUGGCCCCAGCAGCAGGUCGCCGGCGGCCCCGACAACAUACCUCUCCACCCUGUGUGCAAUCUCCGGCACGAAGGCCGCCCCUGAGACAGGCCACCACACAGUUCCGGAUGCGCUGCGGGACGAAGCCCUGGCCCAUUUUUUUGAGGGCCCGUGCAAGUGCACACCCACCACUGGGGGUGUGAACAAUGUCGUGCAGUAUGUUGAGACAGCCAACGGAGAGCGCUACAUCUUGCGCGUCUACAACAACGGCGGAAAGAGCGAGAAGGUGGCCUUUGAGCACGAGCUGCUGCUGCAGCUGGGGCAGCAGGACCUCAGCUUCCAGGUCCCCAGGGCCCUGCCCACGCUGAGGGACGGCGCCCGCCACGUAAAGCUCAGCAGCGGCGAUGACGCGUGUGUGUUUGAGAUCAUCCCCGGGACCCUGGCCAAGACCACCAGUCCGCGCGAGGUCGGGCGCGCCACUGGGGAGCUCUGCACUGCCAUGGGCCGCAUCGACCUGGGCGGCCGCGAGGCGGAGGCCCCCGUGCCCCCCUACUACGACGCGAACCCCAACCCCUCCCUGACACCCCUGGCGACAGUGUUCCAUGUGCACCACUCCAUCAACCGCGAGAUAUUCUACCAACAGGUCGCGGAGAACCCUGGCUUCAGCGUGUGCCGCGCCGACAUUGACUACCUGACAGCCGAGAUCACGGCCAUGGAGCCCAAGCUGGAGGCCUACCAGCAGCUGGGCCUGCCCAUGCAGCUCAUCCACGGAGACCUGCACGUGCGGGGCCUGGGGGUCCAGGGGUGGCUGCUGGGGGGCGGGGCCAAGGGAAGGGCAGUGUAG
Messenger RNA from Monoraphidium neglectum, 831 nucleotides. RefSeq lists its product as hypothetical. The transcript has 6 exons. The record is from RefSeq and is a predicted model, not a curated record. Bases 1 to 831 code for a protein of 276 amino acids. Lineage: Eukaryota; Viridiplantae; Chlorophyta; Chlorophyceae; Sphaeropleales; Selenastraceae.